AUGAAGACCGACAGCUUCCUGUGUUGCUUCAGAAGGUUUGCUUCGCGAAGAGGUCUGUGCAACACUGUCUACAGCGACAACGCCCCCACGUUCAAACGAAGCAACAGAGAGCUGAAGAAGCUUUGGCACGUCAUCAAGGGCCAAAAAGUCGAAGACUAUCUCGCCUGCAGUGGCAUUAGUUGGAAGUUCAUCCCCGUCGCAGCUCCCUGGUGGGGUGGUUUCUACGAGCGCAUGAUACGAUCCAUCAAGCAAGCUAUCAGGAUAACCAUCGGAAGAAGGUUCCUUGAGUUCGACGAGGUGGCGACUAUGCUUACGGAGGUGGAGGCGGUCAUAAAUUCGAGACCACUGACAUACACUUACAGUGAGUUCAACGAGCCCACCCCUUUGUCACCUGCGUUGUUUCUAACAGGCCGACGGCUGAUAACACUUCCGCCAGUGGAAAACCGAGGCGUAGCGCAUUUCACUGAUGUAUGGAAGACCCGACAGGAGAUGUUACGAGAACUAUGGCUUGCCUGGAGAAAAGAGUACGUCGGCGAACUUCGAUCAGCGCAUCUGACAUCAUCCCGACGUGGUAAAGAGUUCGAGGUUGGCGAGAUAGAACUGAUGGGCAGCAAGAAGCUUCGACUGCUAUGGAAGAUGGGGCAAGUAGAGUCCAUAAACCGAGGAAACGAUGGCGGCGUUAGAUCCUGCACAGUCAGGACUACAAAGGGCGUCAUCAAAGGAAUAGCAACGAGGAACCUCUACCACUUGGAAGCACCGAGCAAGGUCGACAACUGA
Messenger RNA from Ornithodoros turicata, 777 nucleotides. RefSeq lists its product as uncharacterized. The coding region runs from base 1 to 777 and encodes 258 amino acids. The record is from RefSeq and is a predicted model, not a curated record. NCBI's taxonomy places the organism in Eukaryota, Metazoa, Arthropoda, Arachnida, Ixodida, Argasidae. Gene Ontology annotation, molecular function: nucleic acid binding. Gene Ontology annotation, biological process: DNA integration. The transcript has a single exon.